ACGUUUAUAGUAUUAGUGCACCAUUUAUAUACACAUAGUAUACUACACAUUUGUUCACUUGUACACAUAAUCGAGUUGGGAUCAUCGUAUCAUAGUUUUACCAUCUUUCCGAGAGAAAUUCUAUUGCGUCGAGGAAAACUACUCAACGAUAUUAAAAGGAAAGGAAUAAAAACAAUAGACAGCAUGCUAAGUAGCUUGGCAAACUAUUUACUAGGAGGUAACAUCUCCACAACACAAAAUUCGCGCAAUGCUUCUUCCAAUAGUGAAAGUCUGGAUCAUAUUCCUGUAAUAGCAAGACUCAGCCAGGUGGAGGUCGAGGGCGAAGAUUGGAUCCUCAUCGACCGCACUAUUGAGGGCGCAACGGCGCUGGAGGAAUCGUGGUAUGUAACACCACCCGCAUGUUUUACACGGGCAGGACCCGUAAACGUAGAAACCUCACCGCUCGAAGACCUGCUGAUCGAGCAUCCAAGUAUGUCUGUUUAUCGAGCAACAGCGUCUCCUAUCGCUCCUGAUACUCCACCACCAACGCCAGAUGCUACAGAGGAACGAGACCUUGUAGAAGAAGAAGAAGAACUUACUACUCAACCUGCUCGUACCUCAGAUUUAUCCACCACCGUUUCCUUAGAACGUAGUUUAAGAAGGAGCGAGGAUGACGAUACAUUAUCCAGACCGGCCAUCCAUGACGGUAGACCUACCAAUAACCGGACUAAUAGCGACAAAGUCCGAGUCGUUCAGCUUCGUUCCGCUCAAAAGGUUCUUGAGAAAAGAUCGACUCAAGUACUGAAGAGAGGUCGAUUGGAGAGGAGUAACAAAUUAAGGGAAGUGUUCGGUGUAAAGGGGAAACGGCCACGUCGUCAAGAUCGUUUACGUCUUCAAAAUAGUGGCGCAAAUAACAACCGAAAAUGCUAGUCAUUCGAUCUCAGGCUAAGGUGUACUUAAAAAACAUUUUUCUUUUCUUUAUUCAAGAAGAAUUAAACAAAACUAUUACAAAAAAUAAAACAAAA
This is a messenger RNA of Polistes dominula (European paper wasp), 1004 nucleotides long. It is a transcript of the gene TP53INP, whose product is annotated as Tumor protein p53 inducible nuclear protein. The record is from RefSeq and is a predicted model, not a curated record. NCBI's taxonomy places the organism in Eukaryota, Metazoa, Arthropoda, Insecta, Hymenoptera, Vespidae. Gene Ontology annotation, biological process: autophagosome assembly; positive regulation of DNA-templated transcription. Gene Ontology annotation, cellular component: nucleus; autophagosome.